Messenger RNA from Aaosphaeria arxii CBS 175.79, 1566 nucleotides. RefSeq names its product MFS general substrate transporter. Gene Ontology annotation, biological process: transmembrane transport. NCBI's taxonomy places the organism in Eukaryota, Fungi, Ascomycota, Dothideomycetes, Pleosporales. The transcript is spliced from 7 exons. Bases 1 to 1566 code for a protein of 521 amino acids. The record is from RefSeq and is a predicted model, not a curated record. Gene Ontology annotation, molecular function: transmembrane transporter activity.
AUGGGUUGGGGAAUUCUCCAAGAUGCGCAUAUGGCGACACCGCCAGGUACAGCUACAAUUGGUGGGAACGACGCUGCAGAUCUCGACAUUACAAAAGCUGACAACGAAUUGCUCAAGCGUGAUGGCAAUAUCAUCUUGCAACCCCAACCCUCCGAUAGUCCCAAUGAUCCUCUCAAUUGGUCGCGAGCUUGGAAGGAGUCCAUCAUGGUAAUCCUGGCGUUCAGUUCUGGAGUUACAACAGCACUUGGUCCAAUGGUUACGCCUGGUCUUCACGUGGUUGCAGCAAAGUAUCAUGUCAGUUUGGACAUGGCUUCGAGCCUCCUGAUUGGGUUCCUUGCCUUUUGGAUAGGGUUUACGACGUUUUUCACAGCCUCAGGCGCGAACAUCUGGGGGAAACGGCCCUUCUUCGUAAUAUCGACCGUCAUUCUGUUGGCAACGAACGUUUGGGGGUUUUUCUCCGUGUCCUUCCCUUCCUUAGCCGUCAUGCGCGUGCUCCAAGGAAUGGCUUCGGCCCCUUUGGAAACCCUCGUCACCUCAACAGUUUCUGAUCUGUUCUUUGUCCACCAGCGCGGUACUCGAUUGAGUAUUUGGGGUUGCAUGCUUGCUUCAGGAGUACUUCUUGGUCAAACAAUCUCUGGCGCAAUCAUUGAGAACAUAUCGUUCGAGGCAACAUUCGGUAUUUCAGCCUUGAUAUUCAUUCCUAUCCUGUUGUUUCUAUACUUCGUAGUCGUUGAAACAACUUACAAUGGACCCCGCGGGACAUCCGUGGAAAUCGAAGAAAAGGGCUCUUUCUGGUCCGUAAAUACGGAUGAGAAAGAGGCCUAUCGCUCACAGCUACGUCUCUUUCGCGGUCGACUCUCGGGCGAUUCUUUCUGGAAAGGAGCCUGGAAACCUGUACCACUUAUCGCGUACCCUGCGGUCCUUUUCUCGACAGUCGUCUACGGAUCCUACUUCACGUGGCUCCUGACGAUAUCUGUUCUCUCCGUCACUGCAUUCUCGGCGCCACCAUACAAUUUAGGUCCAGCACAAAUUGGGUUGACCAACUUGCCUCUACUCGUAGUGAACCUCAUUGGGUCUCCACUUUCAGGUUGGAUGGCAGAUGCAGUUGCAAAAUUCAUGGCCCGUCGCAACAACGGUAUCUUCGAACCUGAAUUCCGACUCACCUUGAUGAUGAUCGCGACGCCUCUCGCAACCGCAGGAUUUCUGGGCUUUGGAAUGAGUGUUCAAAACCAAGCACCUCUGGUCUGGCCGAUUGUAUUCAUGUCCAUACACUCACUUUCCGUACCCUUUGCAUCGCAAGCUUCGCUCACCUAUGUCAUCGACUGUCAUCCAAAGGAUGCGAAUCAAGCUUUUGUUACGAUCAAUUUCACGAAAGCAGUGUUCACUUUUCUGGCGACGACUUAUGCCAAUGGAUGGUAUGCGAGUGUUGGGCCGAGAGGUGUGUUCGAUGCGAUCACGCUUAUCAAUUUGGGAGUAUGCUUCCUGACAAUUCCGGCCUACAUCUUUGGAAAGCGUUUCAGAGCUAUUGUUGCGAGGAGUAAGUUCGGCCAGAGUGUAUCUAGGUAG